Messenger RNA from Limanda limanda (common dab), 1512 nucleotides. It is a transcript of the gene slc2a15a, whose product is annotated as solute carrier family 2 member 15a. Gene Ontology annotation, cellular component: membrane. Gene Ontology annotation, molecular function: hexose transmembrane transporter activity. The transcript has 12 exons. The coding region runs from base 1 to 1512 and encodes 503 amino acids. Gene Ontology annotation, biological process: monosaccharide transmembrane transport. Lineage: Eukaryota; Metazoa; Chordata; Actinopteri; Pleuronectiformes; Pleuronectidae. The record is from RefSeq and is a predicted model, not a curated record.
AUGGCUGAAGAGGUUUUAAUUCCAUCAGCGAGAAAAUUCAGUGCGCACUUGACCAGCUCAAUGUUGGCGGUAGCAUUCCUCACCUCCUUUGGGAGCUCCAUGCUUUAUGGCUACAAUCUAGCUGUGGUUAACUCCCCUGCUGUGGUGGAUGAUUUGCUCUCUAGUGAGGAUGUGGACAGUGCUCCAGUCAAGUCGGUCAUCGUUGGACAUUUGACCAAGUUGAUUCAGGUUUUCAUUCCUACUUUCCUGACUUUGAGGAGAAAUCUGCACAGCUGGAUUGGAAAAGGUACACUGGUAAACACAACAGUGCUGGUGUUUAUUGCUGGCUUACUCAUGGGCUUCAGCAGAAUUUGUGGUUCACCAGAGAUGGUCAUCUUUGGCCGCUUCAUCACUGGAAUUCACUCAGGCAUCUCUCUAAGUGUCGUACCAAUGUAUCUGGGUGAGAUAGCACCUAAGAACCUGCGAGGCUUCCUGGGUCUUGUGCCGAGUAUCUUUAUCGGCAUGGGAGUCUUUGCUGCCCAAAUCCUUGGCCUACACGAGCUUCUAGGAAAGGAGGAGCACUGGCCCCUUUUUCUCUCUGUUGUGGUGGUACCCACCUUCAUCCAGUUGAUGCUUUUGCCAUGGUUCCCAGAGAGCCCCAGAUACCUGCUAAUUGAGAAACACAAUGUACAUGCCGCCAUAUCAGCUCUGAACUGGUACAGAGCCAAGUGUAACAUCCAGGCUGAGAUUGAAGAGAUGCAGGAGGAGCAGCACUCCCUCUCAUCAGUGGAGACACUGUCAGUAUGGAAACUGUUGCUAGAUGACACAGUCCGUUGGCAAGUGCUCAGUGUGGUGGUCAUCAACAUCGGCAUGCAGUUGUCUGGCAUUGAUGCUAUCUGGUUCUACACCAAUGAUAUCUUUGAAAAUGCAGGUAUCCCAGCUCCAGAGAUCCCGUACACCACAGCAGGAACAGGAAUUAUAGAGAUCAUCGCUGGACUCAUUGGGUGUUUCAGCAUAGAGAAGUUGGGCAGGAGGCCUCUCAUGAUUGGGGGCUUUGCCAUGAUGGGCAUCUGCAGUGCUGGAAUCACAUUGGCACUCAUUUUACAGGCUCAUUUAUCAAUCAUGCGCUACGUCAGUGUCUGCUUUGUGGUUGGCAUCAUCGCUGGCUUCUGUAUCGGUCCAGCGGGCGUUCCCUUCCUGGUCACAGCAGAGCUGUUUAAACAGUCCCACCGCCCAGCCGCCUACAUUGUUGGAGGAUCACUCAACUGGCUGUCCAACUUUACUGUGGGCUUCAUGUUCCCCUUCUUACAGAUGUCUGCUGGAUCUUACUGCUACUUGGUGUUUGCCACCGUUUGUGUGUUUGUGGCUGUCUAUGUCUACUUAAUGAUCCCAGAGACCAAAAACAAGACCUUCAUGGAGAUCAGCCGAAUGUUUUCAAAGAGGGAGGCUGUGUUAGAAACCCAGGGCCUAAUCCAUGGGGACCAGCUGAAGCUGAAGAAAAUUAAUGGAUACGGCAUUGUGGAACAUGCAUAA